AUGUCGACAACGCUUGGAGCAUUCAUCGCUGGCGGCAUCGCAGCUUGUGGUGCAGUUACGGCAACCCAUCCAUUCGAGACUGUCAAGAUUCGAAUGCAAUUGCAAGGCGAGCUCCAACAAAAAGGACACCAACCUCACCAUUACCGCGGCCCAAUCCACGGCGUGGGUGUAAUCGUACGAAAUGAGGGCUUACGGGGUAUUUACCGGGGUCUAGGAACGGCAUACAUUUACCAGAUUCUCCUUAAUGGCUGUCGAUUAGGGUUCUACGAUCCCAUGCGUAAGGGCCUCGCAACACUGUUUCUCAAGAACGAGAACGCGCAGAACCUCGGAAUCAACAUGUUUUGUGGUGCCUUCUCAGGUGUCAUUGGCGCAGCUGCUGGCAGUCCGUUUUUCCUCGUCAAAACCCGUCUUCAAAGUUACUCGCCCUUUUUGCCCGUCGGUACUCAGCACCAGUAUCGCAAUGCGUGGGAUGGCCUGUCCCAGAUUUAUCGCGGCGAAGGUGUGGGCGGCUUGUACCGUGGUAUUGGCGCGGCAAUGAUCCGAACUGGUUUUGGCAGCUCUGUCCAACUGCCUACAUACUUCUUCGCCAAGAGACGGUUGAUGAGACACGCCGGUAUGGAGGAGGGACCAGCGUUGCACCUGGCAAGCAGUGCUGCCAGUGGCUUUGUCGUCUGCUGCUUCAUGCACCCCCCUGAUACCAUCAUGUCCCGACUGUACAACCAGAACGGCAAUCUCUACAAAGGCGUUUUCGACUGCUUAGGAAAGACGAUUCGCACCGAGGGCUUCUUCGCCAUCUACAAGGGCUUCCUCCCACAUCUGGCUCGAAUUCUACCACAUACCAUCCUGACGCUUUCGUUGGCUGAACAGACCAACAAGCUGGUGAGGAAGUUCGAGGGCAGAUUACUGCCCAUGGUUGCCAAGGCUUAA
Molecule: messenger RNA, 927 nt
Organism: Pochonia chlamydosporia 170
Lineage: Eukaryota; Fungi; Ascomycota; Sordariomycetes; Hypocreales; Clavicipitaceae
Product: mitochondrial oxaloacetate transporter
Exons: 4
Coding region: 1-927 (308 amino acids)
Source: RefSeq, a predicted model, not a curated record